CAGGGGGCAGUAAGGAGCUGUGCUUGUUUUUAAAUCUGCCUCAAAGUCACGAAGCAGAGUGUGAGGCUCAGCAUGGCGGACACAGAGCAGCAGUCAGGAUCCACUCCUGAGGAUGAAGGACCUGAAGUCACAGCAGCCAACACCUUCAUGAUACCCAAAAAAGAAAUCAGCAUGGUGCCUGACAUGGGCAAAUGGAAGCGAUCCCAAGCGUAUGCUGACUACAUGGGCUUCAUCCUGACGCUGAACGAAGGCGUGAAGGGAAAGAAGCUCACGUGUGAAUAUAAAGUGUCAGAGACGGUGGAGAAGUUACUAGAUCUUUUGGGGACUCUGGACCGAUGGAUCAAUGAGACUCCUCCAGUUGACCAGCCGUCACGCUUUGGUAAUAAGGCCUACAGGACCUGGUACGCCAAACUAGACCAGGAAGCAGAGGCUUUGGUGUCAGCAGUGCUCCCUGCUGACAAAUCUGCAGCAGCUCCAGAGAUAGCCGUCUAUCUGAAAGAGUCAGUGGGGAACUCCACCAGGAUAGACUAUGGAACAGGUCAUGAAGCUGCGUUUGCCGCCUUCCUCUGCUGCCUCUGUAAGAUCGGAGCUCUCAGGGUGGAUGAUCAGCUGGCUAUCGUCUUUAGGGUUUUUAACAGGUAUCUGUCAGUGAUGCGGAAGCUGCAGAGAUACUACAGAAUGGAACCAGCUGGAAGCCAAGGAGUGUGGGGACUGGAUGACUUCCAGUUUCUGCCCUUCAUCUGGGGAAGCUCCCAGUUUAUAGAUCACCCAACACUGGAGCCUCGGCACUUUAUCGACGAGAAGGUGGUGAACGAGCAUCACCAGGACUACAUGUUUCUGGACUGCAUAAAGUUCAUCAAUGAGAUGAAGACGGGUCCGUUUGCUGAACACUCCAACCAGCUGUGGAACAUCAGCGCUGUUCCUUCCUGGUCCAAAGUCAACCAGGGCCUGAUCAAAAUGUACAAAGCAGAGUGUUUGGAGAAGUUCCCCGUGAUCCAGCACUUCAAAUUCGGCAGUCUGCUGUCCAUCCAGCCAACGAAGCCUUGACACUCAUGCCGUGCGCCCAAUGGAAAGACCAAAAUCCCGACAGUGUUCCCUUCCUCUGGCAUCCUCGCGCAAAUAGAAGAGUAGCAAAAAUCAAACCAUGUGUAGUUUGACACACGCAUUCCCACAUGUACAUGCAUGUGGUCAUGAAAGCUUGUAGGCCAUCCAUAACUUUAAUGCAGAGCAUGUUGUGGAUGACCUUUUGUGAUUUCGGAGCCUCUCUAUAUUUUUGUCAUUUUAUUUAUAUUUGACUCGGCUCCUUUUUGAGGCGUGGAGAGAUUUUUUUAUUUUUUUGUUUUAGAAGUGUGCUCAUUAAAGUUGAAUGCUUCAGAUCCUCUUGAGCAAUAGGCUCAUUCACAGAGUGAAUUUGAAAUAUUUUCAUGGUUUUGCUUUUAAGGUCAAAUGUUUUAAUUUUGUUGCGAAUGUACCAGCAUUUUAAUUGCCCAAGUCAUCCCGACAUGUAAGUCACAUUAAUAAUUACAGAAGAAAUAACUCUCUUUGUGUUUUUUUUCCUAAACUAAAUGUCCUGCUCAGAGGGAGCUUCCAUAACAGCUCAUCCAAAGUGGAAUGUAAAGAAUUUUUCUCCAUAAUUUCAUGAAAAGUCAGUUUAGGUGAGAAUCUUUGCAUUAGAUUUUAAUUUUCCCUCCAUAGUGUGUCCUUAACCAGUCACUGUCGAUAGUCCCAUACAUGAUACACCCAUGUCUCCAUCAUAGUCCCAUCUGACCCCAGUCUGAAGUUAACUGGUUUCCUUUUUUUGGGUUAAGUUAUGGUGAACAUUGUAAAAUGAUAAAGCAUACCUCAAUAAAUUCUUGUGUUUGUGCUGUGCAGCUUCCUCCUCAAAAUUCUCAACUGAAAGAUUGUAGUUUUUUUUACCCCAGAUUUGACUCCAAAUUAGAGAAAUUCGUUUCUCAAUUCUUCAUGUUUAGUUGGCAAAGAUCUUGGCAUGUGUUUUUAACUUAAUAAAACAAAAGUUAUUUGUAUCUUA
Messenger RNA from Larimichthys crocea (large yellow croaker), 2029 nucleotides. It is a transcript of the gene ptpa, whose product is annotated as protein phosphatase 2 phosphatase activator. NCBI's taxonomy places the organism in Eukaryota, Metazoa, Chordata, Actinopteri, Sciaenidae. Gene Ontology annotation, biological process: mitotic spindle organization. Bases 73 to 1047 code for a protein of 324 amino acids. Gene Ontology annotation, cellular component: nucleus; protein phosphatase type 2A complex; cytoplasm. The record is from RefSeq and is a predicted model, not a curated record. The transcript is spliced from 10 exons. Gene Ontology annotation, molecular function: peptidyl-prolyl cis-trans isomerase activity; protein tyrosine phosphatase activator activity.